AUGUUUCUAGCUAUAGUGUCAUGUCCUGAUAUCGCGUACGCAGUUAAUGUUGUCAGUCGCUACCUAAGUGAGUACACUGAGAGCCACUGGCAAGCUGUCAAACGAAUACUUAGAUAUUUGAUAGGAACCGCGGAUUUUGGCAUCAUGUAUAAAAGCUGCGGGAGCAAACUCGAAUUACGGGGAUAUUCCGAUGCAGAUUAUGCCGGCGACGUUGUAAUGCGGAGAUCUACUACCGGGUAUGUGUUUAUGUUAGCAGGAGGACCAAUUACAUGGUCAUCCCAGAGACAGAAACUAGUAACUCUAAGUACCACUGAGACGGAAUAUUUUGCUGCAGCCACAGCCACCAAAGAAGCAGUGUGGCUUCGUAAGUUGCUAGAUGAUAUUGGAUUUCAAGCUGCUGGUGCGUCUGCUUUAUUCGUCGACAAUCAGAGCGCUAUCAAGCUCAUUAAAAAUCCGGAAUUCCAUAAACGUACCAAGCAUAUUGACGUCCGGUACCAUUUCAUCCGUUUUUAA
This is a messenger RNA of Belonocnema kinseyi, 513 nucleotides long. RefSeq names its product secreted RxLR effector protein 161-like. Bases 1 to 513 code for a protein of 170 amino acids. The transcript has a single exon. NCBI's taxonomy places the organism in Eukaryota, Metazoa, Arthropoda, Insecta, Hymenoptera, Cynipidae. The record is from RefSeq and is a predicted model, not a curated record.